Messenger RNA from Indicator indicator, 2207 nucleotides. RefSeq names its product perilipin-3-like. Bases 1 to 1815 code for a protein of 604 amino acids. Gene Ontology annotation, cellular component: lipid droplet; cytosol. Gene Ontology annotation, biological process: positive regulation of triglyceride storage; lipid storage. The transcript has 10 exons. The record is from RefSeq and is a predicted model, not a curated record. Lineage: Eukaryota; Metazoa; Chordata; Aves; Piciformes; Indicatoridae.
AUGGCCAGAGGACACCGGGGUGGGGACACAAGGGCUGGCCGGUGGCUGGAGCCUGACCCCGCCGUUCGCAGUCCCCGGGACACGAUCGGGCCCCACGUGGCGGCACCGCCCAGACCCCGCCCUGCAGGGGUCGCAUCCAAGGAUCGCUAUCACGAUAGGGGGUCUGGACAGACCUCCAUCCCCCGCCGUAAGUACGGACCCCGGGACAUCACCGUAGUUGGAGGGUGGAGACUGGAGGGGGGCCCCGAGAGGUGGUCCUCGGGUCCGGCCUCGGGGGCCUUCGGGUGGGCUGGAGCGGGGCAGAGGACCCAAGGGUAUACCCCCAGCGACCCCAAAGUACCUGUCCCCACCCCCGGAAGACCCAAGGGCACAGCCCAGGAACUCCAGGGUGUCCUGCUGCAUGCCAAGCACCUGCUCACAAGCCUCCCCCAGAGCCCACCUAGGACUCGCCCCCGGGGGUGCGCGGGGCCGGGCCAGGAGAGCAGCGACGCUGCUGCGGGUUUGGCCUCCCCCUGGGAUCCAUCACCCUAUGAUCCUUCUCUUCCCAGCGCAGCCACUGCCACCAUGUCAGCCAAAACCACCAUGUCAACAGAGGAUGAUCAGGAGAUGAAGAGUGUGGUGAGCCGGGUGGCUAACCUGACGCUGGUGAGCUCAGCCUGUGGUGCCAUCUCCACCGCCUAUGCCUCCACCAAGGAUCGCCACCCCUACCUCAAGUCCGUCUGCAACGCCGCUGAGAAGGGGGUGAGGACCCUGACAGCAGCAGCAGUCAGCGGGGCCCAGCCCCUCCUCAUCAAGCUGGAGCCACAGAUUUCCACUGCCAACGAAUACGCCUGCAAAGGGCUGGAUAAGCUGGAGGAGAAGCUGCCCAUCCUGCAGCAACCCCCGGAGAAGGUGGUGGCAGGCACGAGGGAGCUGGUGUCGUGCACGGUGAGCGGCGCGGUGGGGCUGGCCCGCGGCGCGGUGUGGGGGGGCGUGGAGAGGACACGCCUGGCACUCAGCACCGGCGUCGGCACCGUGGUGGGUUCCCGCGUGGGGCAACUGCUGGCCACAGGGGUGGACGCGGUGCUGGGCAAAUCAGAGGAACUGGUGGAGCGGUACCUGCCUGGCACGGAGGAGGAGCCGGCAGGGGUGGCAGACGUGGAGGUGACCAUGCCAGAGCGGCCAAAGCGGUGGCAGAGCUGCUUCGUCCGUGUGGGCUCACUCUCGGCCAAGCUGCGGCACCGAGCCCUGCGGGGGGGCGGCCCCCCCACUGGGGGCAGUGGUGCCUGUGGGAGUUACUGGAAUAUGGUGGGGGGACCCACACCCAGGCAAGGCAGUGAGGGAUGGGGUGGGAGGGUCCAUGCCAAUGAAAGACACCAAGGUAUGGAGUCGGGGGCCAUGCCCAUGGAAGAAACCAAGGUGGAGCCGCGGACUCUGGCCAUGCUCCGUGGGCUUCUGCACCAGCUCCAUGCUGCCUGUGCCCGCCUGGUCUCCAGCGCCCGGGCUCUGCCCAGCAGCGUGCAGGAGACAGCAGGGCAGGUCCAGCAUGUGGUGGAGGAUGUGCAGGCCUCCCUCUCCCGUGUCCACACUUUCCACGACCUGUCAGACUUGGUGCUGGCACAGAGCCAUGAGACGAUGCAGAAGGCACAGACGAACAUCGACGAGCUGCUGGAGUACGUGGGGCAGCACGCGCCCGUGCCCUGGCUGGCAGGACCCUUCGCCCCUGCCCUGGUGGAGUACCCGGAGGAUGUCCCCGUGGAGAUGUCCAAGUGGGAGGGUUGUGUCACCGUGGAGGGGACGCACCAUGCGACAGCUGCCCCACGGUGCUGCAGCUAGCACUCAGCUGCCAGCACUGCCAGGCUAGGGCAGCACCCACGGGAGCACCCCCAGCAGCACACGAGGUGACGAGGUGACCCAGCAUGGGACCCCUGUGAGAAGGGACAGUGGCACGUAGAGGACACACCAUGGGCUCAGCCCUGCCCACUGUGGGGUCUGGGGCUCCCUGUGGUGUCCCCAGAGCCUGGGAAUGUUGGGAUUUCUUGUUCUAGAAGCAUUCAAAGCCUGGAAAGAAGAAGAAAACAACUUUUUUGGCCUUAAAAUGAGUCACAGCCCCUAGCGCCGGCUGCCACAAGGCCACUGGGUGGUGCCAGGGCUUGGCACAGAGCUGGGGAUGCGGGGUAACCCUGUGGGGAGGGUUUUACUGGUGAAGUGUUGGGAUAGGUGCCAGU